Cinara cedri is the source of this 6647-nucleotide messenger RNA. The record is from the annotation of a GenBank genome assembly. Lineage: Eukaryota; Metazoa; Arthropoda; Insecta; Hemiptera; Aphididae.
UAAAAAAGCUAUUUAAUGAAAUAUCAUGUAGCCUAUUAAACGUACACUUACCACUAAACGAUUCCUGGUUUACGUUUAGACAAUAAUUUUUUUAUAAUUUACACAGAACUACGCAAUUAAUACUUAUGUAUGUAUUUUUUUACUUAAUUAACAUUAAAUGGAAAUGUUCGAUUACUUAUUAUCUGACAUUUUUUAAUCCUUUCACUAUCAAUGUUUUGAUAUCAAUUAUUUGGCCAAUUCCUAUUGGUUGAUGUAUAUAAACACUUGUCAAAAUACAUCCCUACUACAGAUAUAUAAAACAUGUUUUAUAUUUCUAUGAUAGUACGAUCCCCACUAACAAUUUUUUAAAUGUUUUAGCUUUGUAAUGUUUUUUAUUUUGGUUUAUGAAUAUUAAUAAUAUUCUAUAGAUAUAGAGAUGAGAUAAUAUGGUUAUAAACUAUUAAAUAUUUAUACUAUUUAGUAUUUAUGUAUAUUAUAUAUAAUACUAUAAUGUGGUCAAAUGACAUUAAUUGCCAACAAUUAUUGUUGGUAUUAUAUUGUCAAUCAAAACUUAAGUGGACAACGUUUUAGUACUUGGUGUAAUUUAAAAAAAUUAAAACCAAGUGUUUUUUUAUUGUUAUUUUCUAUCGUGUAUAGUGAUCAUACAAAUUUUUUUAUUAUGGGUUUUUGGCGAGAAGCGUCUAGUGUGAUACUAUUAACAAAAUCUUCAAAUGUGAAAAAUAUGAAAACCGUCUGUUGGGAUUCUUUUAAAAUAUUAUGCAUUAAAAGAAGUGAAAUUAAUUCCUUUUUACCAAAUUAUAUAGUCUUUCCUGGUGGAACUACAGAAAAAUCAGACUCUUCUCUAGAAUGGACAAAUAUUAUUCCAGACUACAUGAAUUCUAACUUAAACAUAAAUAUAAUUGGUUAUAAUGGUAAGAUAUGAAUUAUUAUAUACUUAUCUAUAUUGUUUUUAUAUAUUCUCAAAAUCACAAAAUAAUGUAAUUUUCUUAGGUAACCCAGCUAUUAAAUUUGUAUCUGAUAAUGAGCCUGGUUCUAUUCCAAAAUAUUUAUCUUUAAGAGUUACUGCUAUUAGAGAAACGUUUGAGGAGUGUGGUAUAUUGUUAUGCAAACAAAUAAACCAUGAAAUUGCUGAAAACUCUGGUAAAGCCAAUCAUUUAGAAAUAGACAGUAUAGACAAAUGGAGAAAAUUAGUUCGGAAAAACGCAAUCAAUUUUAUUGAUUUAUGUAAUCAGAACAAUUGUUAUCCAGAUGUAGGUGCCUUACAUCUAUGGAGUAAUUGGCUGACACCUUCAAUACUUAAAACAAAAUUUGAUACAAAAUUUUUUAUUGCUUUUAUUGAUACUCCAGUCAACGCAAGUCCUGAUGGUAUUGAAACAUCUCAAAUGUCAGUAAGUAAAUUACUAAAUGUACAGUUAAAUUUAAAUAGGUAUUUGUUUCACAAUAUUUUAUUUUAUAAAUUAGUGGAGUACGCCAGAUGAAAUAUUAUCAAGAUUUAUUGUUGGAAUUGAAAAACUUGUUACUCCCCAAUUUUAUGAACUAUUAAGAUUGAAACAAUUUAUAUCAAUUAAAGAAUUGACUAAUUUUGCACGUGAAAGAAGUAUUGAAGGAUGUGAACAAGUGUUACCAAGGGUUAUUGCUACCAAAGAUGGCUAUUUGACUUUACUACCAGGUAAACAAUUUACCUGAUUAUUUACCAAAUUGAAUUUAUACAAUCCUAUAAAUGAAAUGUUUUCUUAAUUUUAAUUUGCCAAUUUGGAGAAAAUCAGUCGACUAUGUAAUUUUGUGCUAUGUAUAUUAAAGCUUAAAUUUGUUAAUAUUAAGUAACUUAUCUACAAAAUUCCAACUGUUCUGGAACAAAAUAAAAUUUAAGAAUAAAACUUAUUCUUGUUAUACACAAGAUAUUAUCUCUGAUAUCCAACUGUAACGGUUAUCCAUGAACCGUUAUGUUUGUAUAUUUCCCAGUUCUUUCUAUGGUUUUUUUUCGGUUUUGAACAAUUAUUAAAACAACUAUAGGGAAAAUGAAAAAACGACCUUCUAACUCAUCAAUUAGAUCUAAAAUCAAACAAAAAUAGCUUUUUUGGAAUUGUUUGAUUAAAGCAAAUUCUGAUAGAAAAUAUAAUUCAUACGAAUUAAAAACGACAUCAGUAACACCAUAAAGUUUUUCUUAUAGUUCUGUUGCCGGUAUGUCCCAAUUUCCCAAUUAUAAAAUCUCUUGGAAAAUCAAAAAAUGCACCAAACUAGAUCCAAAAUUUAACAAAACAAGUCACUUGUCAGUUUUCGAAUGGAGCAAGUUUUCUGUUCAAAAAGUUGUUUACAGACAAAAAAAAAUCACAUUUUAUAGUCAAACCAAUAGAUCCCUUGCUUUGUUUUGAAUCUAAUAAAUUUGUAUUAAUAUUAUAUUAAUAUACCAUAUUAUCCUACAGUGGAACCAUGAUAAGUCAAAAUAAAUGCCAUUCCCUUGCGAAAAACUAUAUGAUUCGAACAUUCUGUGUUCUGAAUAGAGAUGUAUAUUUUUUAUAAUCGUCUGUCUAAUCGGCUUGUGCGUCCCAUAAUUUAACCUAAUCUUGUUCAUGUAUUGUAUAUAUAGUAUUUCUCGUUUAACUCAUUGUCAUUACAUUCAUAUGUAAUACUUUAGUAAUACAAUUUUAAAAUAAUAAUACCAAUACACACUUUAGUUAUAUAUACAUAUACAUACUAUAUAAUAAUUAAAAACUGUAAUACGUACAUACAUUUUAAAAACUCUCAAGUUAAGUUUUUUCCCAAAAAUCUCGAUAAGUUGACAAAACUACAUUUCCCUUUAAUUUGACUUAUCAAAGUUUCACUGUAGUUUAAAAAUAAUAUAUUAUGCAUUUUAAAAUUAUUCUUUUUCAAUUUUUUAGGAGAUGGAAUAUUUAAUUAUUUUGAAAAACAAAUGGAAAUACAAUAUGAAUUGGAUAAACCUAUGAAUUAUUUUAAUUCUCGUGUUAUGCAUAGAUUACAUCAUACAGACGAAUAUUUACCAAAAAAAUUAAUAAUUAAAAAUUAUACACCAAAAUGUAGACAUAUAUCGCCUUUAACAACACCAUCAGACUCAAAGUUAUGACGAAUAUGUUGUAGUCAUUAUUUACCAACAUUUCUUUAAGUUAUAAUCAACAUCUUAAUAUUUUAAAAAUAAUACAAUUAUAGUCACAUUAAAUAUUUUAAAUUAUUUAUAAUUGUUAUUAGUAUUAUUUAAAAUCUGAUCUCUAUUCAGAUUGAAUUAACCAAUAAAUUUUAAUCUGAAUUCUGUUGUUUUUAAUUUUAAAUUACUUUUAUUUUGUUGCAUUUGUACCAAUACUAUUAAUGUUUUAAAUAUAAUGUACUUGAUUAAUAAGACAUAAGUAAUUAGUUGUACAUCUUAUACUAAUAUGUUUAAUAAUAUAAAAAAAAAAAUGGUAUAAUAUAAUAUUCAGUAUUUAUUUCAUUAAUGAUGGGAUUCCAAUAAUCAUAUUAUUUUUUGGUGUACAUGUUGGCGGGUCCAAUUUGGUAAGUUUCACACUAUAACCAACUUCUAUUGCUCGAGUAGCACGAUCUGUGUCUACUGCAGCCAUGCAAGUAUAACCUUGUUGAGUUUUUGUGCAAUUUGGAUUAAAAUGUGUUUGAUCAGCACAAUGACACAAUACUAAAUAAUCUUCAAAUGAAAAAUUGGCUUGUCUCAAAGCCUGACUUCGGGGAUACUUUAGAAUAUGGUUAUCCUGUACAAAAGUAAUGUAUAUAUAUAUAUACAUAUAUAAUGAAUUAUGUACCUCAUUAAGUAAUUAUAACUUACUUGAACACCACCAUAACAACAAGGACAUAUAAUGAAUGCUGCACAUUGCAACAGGCAUUUUUCUAACACUAAAUCUGUAGCCACACCACAUCCGUGCAAACACAAUCCUAACUAAUAAAUUAUAAAUUUGUAUUUAAAAUUAUUUUUGUAUUAUUGAAAUAUAUCCUACUUGGAAAUUAGCUUUAAAAUAAUCCAAAUUAGAAUGAACAAUCAUAACAUUUUUUAAGUUUAAUUUUUCAAUACGCUGUUUAGCUCUCCGUAAUGAUUCUUCUUUAUUGUCUACCAAUAUAACUGUUAAACCAGGAACAAGAUAAGCAAUUACAAUUCCUAAAUGCCCACUUCCACAACAGAAAUCAACCACAGUAUCACCGUCUUUUGCAAUCUAUGAAUGGUAAUGCAUUUAAUAAAUCCAUAGACAAAAUUAAAAUUGUAUUAGGUACUUGUAAUGUAGCAUGAAUGAGAUUUUCUAACUGUUGUGUUUUUCUCAUCAAUCUUUUAUCAGGUAUAUUACCACCAGAUGGAUGGACCUCAUAAGGUAAUUCAUCCCAGUUAAUAGGAUGCAGAUUAUUAGAGCUCAAUUCCAUAUUAAUAUUUAUGGUAUCAAAUACCUGAAUUAUAUCUUGUACAUUUUGUUUGACGUAUAUUUUUGCUUUGGGAUUAUAACGACGUAAAUCACAUUUGUAUAAAGAUUGGAUUGGAACUUCAGGCAAAAUAAAAUUAUUUGGUAAUUGAACUCUAUCAAAAAUUAGACAUUCUAAAAUAAAUUUGCAAUCAAAAUGUUCCAAAACAGAUUUAUACCAUUUUAAAGUUAAUGGUAAAAAUGUAUUCAUUGUAUUUUCUCCCAAAAAUUCAUGGGUAAUAUAAAUAUUUGGCAAUAUUAGAAUAUCUGAUAAUGUUGGAUUCUCUUCAUCAGCAAAUCUUUGAGUCGGAUGGAAUGAAUUAUUCAAACGUUUAUUAAUAUUAUGUAUUCGCAAUGGUUGAGAUAGAUGACAUUCAAAUCGAGCCAACUGUAUAGGGAUUUCAAACGGAAUAUUAUCAUUUGUCAUUUUAUAAUUUAAAAAUAUAUUCAUUGAUGCCUGUAAUUGAACUUCACAAUAUUUUGUCCACGUUGAUACUUCAGCACAAGCAGAUAAACAACCUUGUCUAAAACCUAGUAGCCAAAUCCAUUUCUUAUCAAUACUCUUUAUCAACUAAAAAGUAAAUUAAAAACAAAAUUCAAAAAUAAUUCUAUUUAUUUAGUAUAAUAUGAUAGAAACAUACCAUUCGCAAUGAUGAGCAAAAUCCUGCAGUACAAUAAUAUCCACUAUCACUUUGGAAUACUGGUAAUAAACAGUCAGAUGCAGGUCUAGGCAAAUCAUUUUCUAGUAUAACUGUAUAGCUUAAAUAUGAAACUGAGAAUUUGAGUACAUUGUGCCUAUCUUCAGUAUUUUUAGAUAUAACAAGAACAACUGGAGUUUUCAAAUAUUGACAAGCAAAUAAAACAAUGGCUGUUUGCAAUGAACAUGUAACAUGCUCAUUGGCAUCAUCCAAAUCAAUAAUAUUAAUAAAUAAAGAAGACAUAAUUUUCAACUAAAAAAUAUUUUAAAACCGAUUAAAUUAUUAUUUCAUACAAUGUUAAAAAAAUGAUAAUAAUGUAACAUACAUUACUAUACAACAGAAUCUAAUUGAUUUUGAAUUCUUUUCAUAAACUUUUUAUAGAAUUGCUUUUUUUUGUGUUGAAUAACACAUAAGCUCAUUGCGGCAAGCAAAAGUUGUGAACAUGGAAAUAACCAAAACAAUUUUUCUUGUGAAGUUGGUUUGUUGCAACUAUUAAAUAAAACAAAUCAGAACAAGCACAAAUAUUAUAUUAUAAGCAAUAUAUGAAAUAUAGGAAAAAUAAACUUUGGACCAUAACACAUGCUAAGAAAAAGAAACACAAACAUAUUAGGAAAAAAAAUGACUUGUUUGUAAAUUAAUGCCUAUUAAAAAAUAAAAAUGAAUCUGCUGUUGAAAAUUUGAAAAACAUUAUUUUUUUUCAUAUGUAUGCAGUGAAAAUUUUACCACAAAAAUUGCAAUCAAAUACUCUUACAAUAACUAUUAUGGAUAAAUUGACUACAAAUUGACUAAAACAAAUAGACUUAUUAAAAACUCAAAUUAUAUUAGAUGGUUCGUUAUACGCAUUACAACAAAUAGAAUAUAGAGAAGAUGUACUUUAUUUUUUUUUUUUUUUUUUUAUAAUGCAAUUUUUUAUUUUUUUUGGAUGUAUUAUAUUAAUUUAUAAUGGGGAUUUUUCUGGGCCUUCUUUUCAAAAUAAAAACUGUUUUCAUUAGGUGCCAAUAACUGUAUUCUUUUCCUGUGGCUAUUUUGCUUUGUGUGGUUUUUAGUUAGGCACCUUUUUAUUUUCAAUUCAUAUAAACAAUAUAUCUUAUGUUGACCAACAAUGUUAUGUUUUGAUCAUAUUUAUUUUUUUUAUAUAAUAUAUAGGUACAUACAUUUUAUUUUAAUAGGUGUCCUACAGAAUAAAUAAUUAAAUUUACAAGAAACAUAAAAAUAAAUAUACUUAAAUGAUUAAAAUGAAAGGCAAUUUACGAUACAGAAUUCUGGUUUAACAAAAUAAUAUAAGUACAUACUUUCUAUAUGCCAGUCCAGAAAAUUUGCACUCUAUUGUUUCAACAAAACUUGUAUUUAUGCAUUCAGGCCUGUUAAUACACGAAUGACAUUCUUUUAUUAUAGUAUUUUCUUCUCUCAACCAACACCUAUUUGAUGAGUUUUUGUGAUCUUUUAUACUUUCUGCUAUUUCUGUUAUUACUGUAGCAUUAAGUCCAGUUAAAACAUUUGAAGAUGUAAUUUUCAAAAAUAUUAAUAUUGUUAUUCUAAAAUA